This is a messenger RNA of Pelodiscus sinensis (Chinese soft-shelled turtle), 2380 nucleotides long. RefSeq names its product oligodendrocyte transcription factor 3 (gene OLIG3). Lineage: Eukaryota; Metazoa; Chordata; Testudines; Trionychidae. Gene Ontology annotation, biological process: positive regulation of transcription by RNA polymerase II; sensory organ development; axon development. The record is from RefSeq and is a predicted model, not a curated record. Gene Ontology annotation, molecular function: E-box binding; protein dimerization activity; DNA-binding transcription factor activity, RNA polymerase II-specific. Gene Ontology annotation, cellular component: nucleus.
UACACACCCAAAUCAGCCCCUUUGCUCUUUACUGUACACUAGAGGCAGUUUUAUAUUGGAAAUUAGAAAGAGGGGGAGGAGAGGGCGUGAACAUGCAGGGAUGAGUGCGUGUUGUCAAUCAGAGAGGUUUUGUGUCUCCUUGACUCCUGAUGGUCCAUGGCUGAGGUGUCCCAGGGUGGCACCACAAUGAAUAUGAAUGGGAGUCCUUGCUAAAUGGGACAGUCAAAGCGCACCGCCCUGAAUAAUUGCACGUCAUCCUAACAAGACCAUUAUAGAUAGGAGGGCUCCUUUUGUCUCUUUUCUCUGCUGCAGCGCUAUAAAAGCCCCUCUUUUCCAGGCUGAGGUUAGUUCAAGCAUACACCAACCAGCUAUCCCGUAUGCAGGCUGGGUAUCCAGCGGAAGAGAUUAGAGGGAGAAAGAAGAAUUUUCCUCCUGUUUGAACCUCCCCCCCCCCUCACAGAGCCUGCAGGGUUUUGUUUUAUUUUGUUUUGUUUUGCUUUUUUAAAAUAACAAUCACCCAACGUCACCCUCUUUAGAGCAGGGAAGAAAUUUCUUGCUCGGAAGUCCAAAUACAAUGAAUUCUGACUCCAGCUCUGUCUCCAGCAGAGCGUCCUCGCCAGACAUGGAUGAGAUGUACCUGAGAGACCACCAUCACCACCACCACCACCACCACCAUCAGGACAACCGGCUCAAUUCGGUCUCCUCCACGCAGGGCGACCUGGUGCAGAAGAUGUCCGGGGAAGGCCUGUCCAGAAACGGCUCCAAGGCCGGAGGGGAAGGCAGCAAGUACAAAAUCAAAAAGCAGCUCUCGGAGCAGGACCUGCAGCAGCUGAGGCUGAAGAUCAACGGGCGGGAGCGCAAAAGGAUGCACGAUUUGAACCUGGCCAUGGAUGGGCUGCGGGAGGUGAUGCCCUACGCACAUGGACCUUCGGUGAGGAAACUCUCCAAAAUUGCCACCCUCCUGCUGGCCAGAAACUACAUCCUGAUGCUCACUAGCUCCCUGGAGGAGAUGAAGAGGCUGGUGGGUGAAAUCUAUGGGGGGCACCACUCCGCUUUUCACUGCGGCACAGUGGGACACGCAAGCGGGCACCCGGCCCACCCAGCUAGCACGGUCCACCAGGUUCACCCCAUCCUUGGCAGUGCCUUGUCUUCGGCCAACACCUCCUCCCCGCUCUCCGCCUCCCUACCAGGGAUUGGCACCAUCAGGCCCCCUCACUCUUUACUCAAGACUCCCUCUACCCCCCCGGCCCUCCAGCUUGGCAGUGGCUUCCAGCACUGGGCCGGUUUGCCUUGCCCGUGCACGAUCUGUCAAAUGCCACCCCCGCCACACCUGUCUGCCCUCACCACAGCCAACAUGAGCAGGCUCGCUGCAGAAUCCAAGGACUUGCUGAAGUGACGCUGAGCGCCCCUCGCUCGCUGUCUCAGAGACACACCUCCACCCAAGUUCUGCUAGGUGCUGCCGCAGGAAGACUCAAGCCAAGAAGUCCAGUGUUCGCAUGCAUGCUUCUUUUCCUCCCAUGGACGCCGGCCGGUGUGUUCUCCCUCACUGACAUCCGAGCUUGUCCAAACUGCAUUUGUUGUAACAAGGGAUUAGUGUAGUAAGGACCUUCCAAAGGUAACGUUUUAGUUGGAUGCUCGGGCCAUGUUGUCUUCUUAUGCUAAAACAAAAAUCCCUGUUGUAAAAAAACGAAUAAAAAUGUAAAUAAUUCCUUUAAAUGGAUGCAAAAAAAAGACAUGCUGGUCAUUGUACUGUUCGCAGCUGCAAAGAGACGAUGAGUUAUUGGGGGGGAGGGUUGUUUGUUUGUUAUUUGUUUGUUUUUAAAGACAAACGCCGCCAUUUCUGGGAAUUUUCUCUGCUCCACUCCAGGGUAUGACAGCUAGGAAUGAUGAUUCUUUUUUUUACCCAAUAUAGCCCAAAAGAAUGCAUGCUUGCUUAUAAUUGAAUCUCGUUUAAACAUGUUGUUCUGGCAAUGGUGCAGUUUUCCUUGUAACAAGGAUAUUCCCUAAAGCAUUUCCUGGGUUCCUCCCUACACCCUCACCCCGUCCGUGGCUGUAUAAAACGAGAAAUAGCGCAAAACACGCACAAUGUUUCGCCAGGUUUUUAUCUCCUGCUCUAAGUGCAGUGUAGUAGUUCAGCUGGCUGGGUUCCACAUUGCCCUCAAUACCCCUUGCUCAGUGAUCUGCAUGCAGGGUCGACUCUGGCCAGAUUGGUCAUUGUGUUACUCCAUUGGAACUUUACUGUCGUUUUAUGUUUGAUUUUGUUAUGUUUUCCUGGGCAUUUGCUUGAAAUAUUUUGUUACGGCCUCAAAGACAACAACGUGUCUUUAUUUUUUAUAUAUUCUUGAUAACUAUCGAUAUAUUUAUUAUGGACCAGUGUUUC